Messenger RNA from Symphalangus syndactylus (siamang), 2877 nucleotides. RefSeq names its product synapse differentiation inducing 1 (gene SYNDIG1). Gene Ontology annotation, cellular component: synaptic vesicle membrane; postsynaptic density membrane; intracellular membrane-bounded organelle. NCBI's taxonomy places the organism in Eukaryota, Metazoa, Chordata, Mammalia, Primates, Hylobatidae. The record is from RefSeq and is a predicted model, not a curated record. Gene Ontology annotation, biological process: synaptic vesicle clustering; positive regulation of synapse assembly.
GUUUGUAACAGGGGCUGCAACACUUCCUCUCAUCCUGCUACACACAGCCCAGUCCUUGGCACUGUGAUAUUGCCACAGCUCCCGUCAAGAAGAGGAGGUCCUGGGAUCUGGAUCUGGACUGACCCCGUAACUGGCUUGGAGUACUACAAGGAAGCGAAAGUGGCGAUGGACCCAUUCUGAGGUGGUGCAGCCAGCAGCUGUCCAAACACGUCAGUGAGGCUGUAGUGUGCCGAUCUACUCCAGCUGACUGCGGCUUCAUCAGUGACCCCACGAGAGACCAGCCAAGAAUCCCAGUGCAGCUUCACCUGCCAACCCAGAAAAUGAGAUGACUCCAUUUUAACCCACCAAGUCUCAGGGUGGUUGGUUACACAGCAAGUAAUAACAUAUGGCUAGAAAAAAAUGGACGAGAAAUAUCUCUGCAUAAUACUCUAUAUUUACACUCAACUCAACAGUAUAGCCCUUGAGUAAAUGUUGGAAAGGAAUUCAGCUGGUCAUUUAUUGCUCCUGCAGAGAGGAAAUGUGGGAAAUAAUUCAGCUGGGAUCCUGGCCCUGGUAAAAGGCAGGGCACCAUGCGAGGCACUGCAUUCACAAUGAACCAGACAUGAGAGCCAAACAGACAUUUCCCAUUUGUGCACACAUACAAAGUGCUUCGCACAGUGCCUUGUGGGGUGCCCCCGCGUCUCUUCAGUGCUCCACGUCUGUUUGUAACUCACUGUAGCUCUCACUACCUGGUGGUGUGCCAACAACAAUGGUAGACCAGCUGGACAAGCCCCAGAGUGGGGAGCAGAGGGAACAGUUCAUCCGCUUCCAGCCCUUCUGCAGGCUCCAGGCACAAACUGAUGAAGGACAGAAUCUUUUGUCUUGCCGGAGCCAGAGGGUGUGGACACCAGAGGACCCGUCCCCGGGCAUCACAUUAGCUCUUGCCCAAGAAAGGAGAAAUGGGUUCCCUGAGACAAGUGUAAACUACAUGCCCAGCCCACCAGCCUGACGCCCAGUUGGGGAGAGAGGACCAUGGAUGGCAUCAUUGAACAGAAGAGCAUGCUGGUGCACAGUAAAAUCAGUGAUGCUGGCAAGAGGAAUGGUUUAAUUAACACCAGAAACUUGAUGGCCGAGAGCAGAGAUGGUCUGGUGUCUGUUUACCCAGCGCCCCAGUACCAGAGCCACCGGGUGGGGGCCAGCACAGUGCCGGCCAGCCUGGACAGCAGCAGGAGUGAGCCAGUGCAGCAGCUGCUGGACCCCAACACCCUGCAGCAGUCGGUGGAGUCCCGCUACAGGCCCAACAUCAUCCUCUAUUCAGAGGGCAUGCUGCGCUCCUGGGGGGACGGUGUGGCUGCCGACUGCUGCGAGACCACCUUCAUCGAGGACCGGUCACCCACCAAAGACAGCCUCGAGUACCCCGAUGGGAAGUUCAUCGACCUCUCAGCUGAUGACAUAAAAAUCCACACCCUGUCCUACGAUGUGGAGGAAGAGGAGGAGUUCCAGGAGCUGGAGAGCGACUACUCAAGCGACACAGAGAGUGAGGACAAUUUCCUCGUGAUGCCCCCACGGGACCACCUGGGCCUCAGCGUCUUCUCCAUGCUUUGCUGCUUCUGGCCUCUGGGCAUUGCAGCCUUCUACUUGUCCCAUGAGACCAACAAAGCCGUGGCCAAGGGGGACUUGCACCAGGCCAGCACUAGCUCCCGGCGGGCCCUGUUCCUGGCAGUGCUGUCCAUCACCAUUGGGACUGGCGUCUAUGUGGGCGUGGCCGUGGCCCUCAUCGCCUACCUCUCCAAGAACAACCACCUGUGAGCUUCCUGCGAACGAAGGGGGAGCGCCCGGGGCCAGGUCUGUGUGGACGUGGAGAAAGCAGACAUAUCGCAUGAUGCUGUACAGUACAAAUGAUAGCCAAAUGAUGCCAUGAAGCCCUGGGAUUUCCUACCCAUGGAUUUCUUUUGUUUUUAUCCUUUAAUUUCAAGUUCACAGCACUGUGUAGAGCACCAGACAGACGGGCACUGCUAAUCCUUCCAAAGGAAAGCUCCAAAGAUCCCAGCCCGCAAGGCUGUCUCUGGAUGGAUUCUGGUGGAUGAAUGGCAACGCGGCUCUCUGCAGCCUGCCAGUGCCCAGAUUGCCACCGCAUUAGCAAUAUACAAACAGUCCAAAAAAAGUGUUUAUUUUUUAUGGAAUACAGUGCAAUAGGCAGAGGACAAGGGAAAGGUCACUCUUCUGUCUGUGACCCUGCUGGAGUCCUUUGUGCCCCCCCAAGUCCACAUGCCUUCCCUGCAAGACGAGAAUGGGGCUGGGAAGAAAGAGGCAACACCACGGCUGGCAGGAGCCCUGCUGCACUGCUCUGCAGACCCACUGGCCUGACCCUGAAAAGCAGAGCCAGCAGAGCCCGGGACCUGCCCCUCUUCCUUUCCCUUCACACCACCCCAGCCUCAGGAUGUCGAGGCACCUCCGGAACAUGUCUACUCUCCACAGCUACCCCGCAGCAAUACGCACUCUUGGGACCUCGCUGAUCUAGGAUGGGGAGGCAGGCCACGGCCCCUCCCAAGACUCCUCAAGAAAGAGCCCCGCAGUUGCUCCAGAAACUCGAGGCACUGCAGCUAUGGGCACUGCCUCAGCCUAAAGACACAGGGGCGCCUCCCAAUCACCGCGCUGGCGGAUGCUCACCCCGUCAUAAGCAGAAACUAGUGAUCCUGGAAACGAGAUGGGCCUUACUCUGUCGACUAAAUGAAUAGCUAUUUUCUUGUCAUUUUUUAAAGUGCAACUCUUGCUUCAUGCUGCUUAAGUUACCAGAUGAAUGCUGAGAAAUAAGUAAUCACAGACAUUUUAAUACCAUUUCGUUGCUGUUUUAUGAGUGUUCAUUACUUAACAAAAAAUUAUCUUUUAGCUUUUUCA